UCCUGUGUUCAGUCUACAGUCUACAGAGGCAGGCUUUUGUUCAGUGGAGAACAGCCCGUUGAACUGAACAGAGGUUGUUUAAAUACAAGCAAACGAUAUGAUGAAUGUGAAUGGCAGGAUAGUGGCGGGGAUCAGCGUAAUUUGCAUGGUCCUGUGCGGGAUAGCAGCGGGGCAAGAAGAGCCACCGGUCCGCUACGAUGGAUAUCAACUAUGGCGUGUAAUACCGCGGUCAGAUGUGGACUUAGAGGUUUUGACUCUUCUCUGCGAUAAACACAACCUGUCCUUUUGGCUCGAACCAUCAUCUGUUGGUAGACCAGUCGAUGUCAUGGUAUCUCCCUCCUCGGCAGAGAAACUUACAGCUUACUUCAAAAGAUAUUUCUCUUCAUUCGAGGUCUUACAGACGGACAUUCAGAGGGUCAUUACAGAACAGUACAUGGACAGGGCCCGACCCGGUUUGGAAUUUGAAUAUGAACAGUACCAUAACCUUGAUGAGAUCAAUGCUUGGAUGGAUACUAUGGUGAGCAAGCACGCCGAUCUUGCCACCAAAAUAGCGAUUGGUACAUCUUACGAAGGAAGGACGAUAAGUGCGCUAAAGAUCAGCGUUCCCGCCCAGGCAUCACGUUACCAUAGCAACAGAACCAACGCGGGUAAACCCUCCAUCUUCAUCCAAGGGGGAAUACACGCGAGGGAGUGGAUCUCUCCCGCCACUGUAGUUUACAUGACCAAUCAGCUACUGAAGCAGUAUAAAACGAGUGAUGAUGUCAAAAGGAUUCUUACUGCAUUUGAUUGGUAUGUCUUACCGGUCUUCAACGUCGAUGGAUAUGUCUUCACGUGGACUACGAAUCGCAUGUGGCGCAAGACCCGCUCUCCAACUUCCAAUCCCUUGUGUAAGGGAACAGACCCAAACAGGAACUGGGACAAUCAUUGGUGUGAGAAUGGAGCAAGCAGGAAUCCCUGCAGCGAGACAUACUGCGGGAAGAGUGCGUUUUCAGAGGUUGAAGUCGUAGCGGUCUCAAGUUUCCUUUCAUCGGGAAUCAAUUUUGUCGGGUUUAUCGAUUUUCAUAGUUACUCCCAACUCUGGAUGACCCCGUACGGAUACACCUAUUCACUUCCAAAAACGAGCGAUUAUUUCAAACAGAAUACGCAGAGCGAGAAAAGUGUACAAGCCCUCGAAGGCGUGCAUGGAACUCGAUACGAAUAUGGAACCAUUUCUAAUACACUAUACACGGCUUCGGGUGCCUCGGUCGAUUGGACGUACGACGACGCUGGCAUUCUGUACUCGGCCACGGUCGAGCUUCGUGACAUGGGGCAGUACGGCUUUCUCCUCCCCGCUAAUCAGAUCAUCCCGACAGGCGAGGAGACAUUUGCAGGUCUCACGCAGUACGCCCUCUACAUCCUCAAAAACCAGUGAUAUGGGUCUACUUAAUUACGAACCACUGACAGGCAGGGGCGUCGUUAUAGAGAAGGGUGAUCUAGGGUGACGCCUACUUAAAGAAAAAACCUGUUGGCAAAUUUCCAUUUACCACCAAAAAAAGCAUGACCCUUCUCUUCUUUUAUUGUUUGUCUGUUUAUUUGUUUUGUAUUGGUCGUUUGUUCAUUUAU
Messenger RNA from Strongylocentrotus purpuratus (purple sea urchin), 1602 nucleotides. Its product is annotated as carboxypeptidase B. The record is from RefSeq and is a predicted model, not a curated record. Gene Ontology annotation, molecular function: zinc ion binding; metallocarboxypeptidase activity. NCBI's taxonomy places the organism in Eukaryota, Metazoa, Echinodermata, Echinoidea, Camarodonta, Strongylocentrotidae. Gene Ontology annotation, biological process: proteolysis. Bases 98 to 1411 code for a protein of 437 amino acids. The transcript is spliced from 11 exons.